This is a messenger RNA of Didymella exigua CBS 183.55, 2019 nucleotides long. RefSeq lists its product as uncharacterized. Gene Ontology annotation, molecular function: protein kinase activity; ATP binding. Gene Ontology annotation, biological process: protein phosphorylation. The record is from RefSeq and is a predicted model, not a curated record. Lineage: Eukaryota; Fungi; Ascomycota; Dothideomycetes; Pleosporales; Didymellaceae. The transcript is spliced from 2 exons. The coding region runs from base 1 to 2019 and encodes 672 amino acids.
AUGAGUGCGAGGACGCUAACGAACGUGGUCAAUGAGCAAACGACAACGCUAAAUGCCCUGAUAUAUGGCUAUGCAGGCCAUUCGCUUGUCACACCUCACGCUGCGCUGCAACAAAUUUGGUGGACCGACGAGAGAAUAAACGAAAAGGUCACACAAGACUUCGUGGCUUCGCGACUGCAGCCACGAGAACGUGAGCGCCUGACACAGCCCGUGGGCUUCGGCGACCUAUCAGACGACACAUACAUCGAAUGGAUUAUAGAAAAGGCGCGCCGGUUGUUCCUCGUACUGGCCGAGAUUGGAGAAGCGGAUGGCAUUUUCGCCGUGGUCGAUCGGUCAUGGGACGAUAAUGACCUGCCGCUUGAGAUGGACGACAUCGAACAACUGGCGCUCUCGAACAGACGCGACGCACAUGCCAGUGCGCGCUUCUACUCCACGCAGUUUACAUUUCUGCUCCGGGAACUUCAAAACGGUGUACACAUAGACUACGCACCGAAUGAAGAAGUGCCUCUGGAGUAUGUCAUGGGCCUGCCGCCUGCAGCCAGCCUUCAAAACUGGUCGCGUGUGCACCUGCCGAAGAGGCCAAAGGAGGUCUAUGUUCGGAGAAAGUUCGCUUUGGGAAACGGCGAGUCGCCGACGGCAUUCGAGUCGACCUUUAUCAUGGAUGUUGAGAGCGCUCGAAUGGUUGAGCACGAACACAUUGCGCCAGUCUGGGCCUCGUACACGGCGAAAGGGACCGGUUACGUUGUGACGAACUUUGUGGGACAACACACCCUUCGAUCCUUCAUUGACCACCGGGAUCCAGCACAGUACAGGAAGCUACCCAAGCCGGAGAGGAGAUGGCUCGUCCUGAACUGGAUGCACUGCUUAGUAGACGCGAUUGCGACAAUGCACCAGAAUGGAUUCUGCCACUCCACGAUACGGCCGUCUAAUAUCGUCAUUGAUGAGAGCAACACAAUCGCAUUCAGUGAUAUUGGCUGCCUGGAGACGUUUCAGCGGGACAAGAGGCCAGACGUGACGGACGCAUACAUCUACAGCGCACCUGAAACGCAAGUCAUGCCUGCAUCGUUCGAUCCAAGUGCUCCAGCGCCAUCUCCCGUCGUAGCAAGCACUCGGCAUGCCUCCGUUGCGAGCAAAAGCUCGAACGAAUCAUCGAGUAGCGGCGGAUCCUUGGGGCGAAAGCUCUCGAAAGCUCCUACCAACGACUUCAGCGGGUUCAACUUUGGCUUCCGGAGGACGAAACCGAAGGCAAAACCGCGAUCCCGAGUGCAUGAGACAGAAAAGGCGGAUAUCUUCUCAUUGGGUUGCGUCUUCUUGGAGAUCAUCAGCUUUAUGUUGAAGAAGAAGCCCCACGAGUUCGUCAAGCAUCGUACAUCAAAGCAAAGGACGAACACCGGUGGUAGCAAGAGCCGCACAGACUCUUCUUUCCACGCCAACUUGGAAAAGAUUGAGAGCUGGAUGACUGUGCUCGAGAAGGCGUCGUGCGAGCAUGACGACGAUGCGUUCCGUGCCAUUCCACACAUUCUGACGCUGGUCAGGAGUAUGCUCAACACGACGCCAAACGCUCGGCCCAAUGCUCGCAAUGUCCGCGACAAGCUUGUGGAGAUCUUGAGCGCUCACACUACCAUUCCAGACAUCCACUGUGGCGCGCACAAUCAUGACUUUGGGCGCGCUGGGUCGUCCACUUCUGGCUCCGAUCGAGCCUCCAGUGUGACUUCGCUACGGACGAUGUCGACGAUCAGCUCGGCAUCCGACGCAGAUACCAUUCGACUGUCCACGUCUUCGAUGACCCGUAUGAACUCCAUCGUCAACUCUUACUCGGAACGUAUGACUCUGGCUGGGAUCUCCGAGGACGACAGCGCUUCGAUUCGCACGUGGUCGAACAGCCCUGCCCACGCCAAUAAGUGUGCCAAGCUCCCCGCGAUCUGCGGAGCGAGCUUCGAGCCCAUCAAGACUGAGCUCUGUUCAGAAGAAGUCUUGGAAAGGGCCAUUCUUCCGCAUGCCCUGAGGUUCCAUGGAUAA